AUGGCUUCCCAUAUUACCUCACAGAGCCAUCGCGGCAACCGUCAGUCGGCGAAAUCUACUGGCGUCGCAAGAGACGAUUCAGACGAUGAGCUCGGUGUCGAUGAUUUCCCUUGGGAAUGGAUUUAUGACUCUACACAUGCCAACACGCCCGAGCUGACUAUCAACGAUAGUACACAUGGCCGGAAGCGCAAAAGAAGUACUGUUGAGACUCAUAUAAAGGGUGCUCGGAUGGGCCAUUUCCAGUGUCACAUUGGCGACUGUGUUCUAUUGAAGGCUGAAGGGUCCAAAGAAGCAUGGGUUGCCAUUAUAUGCGAUUUCCUAGAGGAGGAUGACGGCGAAAAGGCUGCCAGUUUCAUGUGGUUUGCGACAGAGAAGGAAAUCCGUAACAAGGAAAGAAAACGUUUGGACUUCCUACCUAACGAACUAUACAUAUCUCCCUCUUGGGACAUCAACCCGCUCGCCGCGAUAAAUGGCAAAGCUACUGUUCUAUCACACCAAGAAUUCCUGUCGAAGUACCCGUCAGGGAAGGUUCCACGAGCCUCGUCUGACCACGGAAAGACGUUCAUAUGUCGGCGCGCCUGCAACACAAGAACAGCAACGUAUACAGAUGAGUUUGUGUGGGAAGACGUUUAUGAUGCCAGCGAACAGGGCGUGUAUGACUUGAUCGAAUUUGUGAAGUUGCACACCAAGUCGAGCAGAAAUCUCCAAGCAGCAAAAGACUCAACACCAGAACAGACAUAUGCAACCUCGGAUGGGGCUCUGGCCGCCAGGACGCCCAAACGGACAGCCCAAGCCGAAGCUUCUACACCUCGGGGGAGAAAUCGUUCAGUAACAACGCCAUCAUCUCGGAGACGGAUUAUAGUCAAGAAAACCCUUGAGUUCACGCCCUUGGGUAUCAGAAAGCUGUCACUAAACCGCCUACAGUCGUCCCCUUUCCAGUUAGCCCGGUCCCAAUUGCAUGUUGCCUCUGUACCGACAAGCUUGCCUUGCAGGGAGAGUGAGUUUGGCCUGGUAUAUUCUCAUUUAGAAGCAGCCAUCGCGGACGGUGUGGGAAGCUGCAUAUAUAUUGCCGGCACGCCUGGGACCGGGAAGACAGCAACAGUUCGGGAAGUCAUAUCUCGCCUGGAAGAUUGUGUGAGAGCUGAUGAACUUGACGACUUCAUCUUCGUAGAGAUCAAUGGCAUGAAGAUCACUGAUCCUCACCAGUCCUAUAGUCUUCUAUGGGAGGCCCUCAAGGGCGAACGUGUCAGUCCUACGCAGGCCAUAGAUCUUUUGGAGAGAGAGUUCAACAACCCGAGUCCUCGACGCACACCAUGCGUGGUUUUGAUGGACGAGUUGGACCAGCUGGUGACGAAAAAUCAAAGCGUCAUGUACAACUUUUUCAACUGGCCGGGCUUACGACAUAGCAGACUCAUUGUUCUGGCUGUGGCAAAUACCAUGGAUCUUCCCGAGAGAACUCUGAGCAACAAGAUCAGCAGUCGUAUAGGCUUGACGAGAAUUACCUUUCCCGGCUAUAACCAUGAGCAACUAAUGAGAAUCAUCCAGUCCAGACUCGAGUGCGUGCCUGGUAACGUUGUAGAGCCAGACGCUAUUCAAUUUGCUAGCCGAAAAGUGGCUGCAGUGAGCGGUGAUGCCAGAAGAGCACUGGACAUUUGCAGACGAGCCGUAGAACUUGCCGAGACUGACAGCCGCGCCGAGUCUACGUCAAGUGGCCAUAAGGGACGGCGACCCGCUGCGAGUAGCAGCAAGGCACCCGGUUCGCCCGUUAUGGUUACAAUAGCAACUAUCAAGAGAGCGAUCAACGAGGCAACUGCCAACCCUAUGCAGCAAUACUUACAAUCUUUGGCGUUCGGACCCAAGCUGCUUCUCAGCUCACUCUUGAUCAAAAUUCAAAGGAGCGGCACCAUCGAGACGACAUUCGGGGAUGUCAUGGACGAAUUGUAUCGUAUCAUGAAGUUAGAUACAGCAGCUCCGAACUCUGCCAUCAUCUCGGCCCUGGCAGCUGGAACACCAGGAGGCGAGGCUAGCCUGGGGAAGGAGAGUACACGGGUUGCCGAGGCUCUGGCGCUUCGACGGGCGGCGACUGAGCUAGUGGGUGCAGGUAUAAUUGUUCUGGAAGCACACAAAUCAGAGAGACCAAGCAAGAUGCGUCUUGCUGUAGGAGAUGAGGAAAUCAAAAUGGCAUUCCGGGAUGAUGGUGAGGUUAAUGCUUUGGGUCUAUUUUUUUAG
Molecule: messenger RNA, 2229 nt
Organism: Colletotrichum graminicola M1.001
Lineage: Eukaryota; Fungi; Ascomycota; Sordariomycetes; Glomerellales; Glomerellaceae
Product: ATPase
Exons: 4
Coding region: 1-2229 (742 amino acids)
Biological process (GO): DNA replication initiation; mitotic DNA replication checkpoint signaling
Cellular component (GO): nuclear origin of replication recognition complex
Molecular function (GO): ATP hydrolysis activity; chromatin binding; DNA replication origin binding
Source: RefSeq, a predicted model, not a curated record